AUGUGGAGGUUGUUCAGUCACAUUACUAUCAUCGCUGUAACAUCUUUUACUGUAUCGUUACAUCUGGAGUUUGAUAACAAACCUACAAUGGCUUGCGCUCAAUCCGAGCAACAUAGAGAACUGACAUUUGCAGCCCAGUUAGCUGCAAAACUUGCAGUACCACACCUGGAGGAUGACGGUCUUCAAUCAGUCAUCGCCAACUUCAUCUGGAAUCUGACAGAGCAGAAUUUGGAGGUGAUACAGGCGUCGUUGAGCUACCCGUUCUCCAGACACCAAAUCGACCAAAUGCUGACGUCUGUUGUAAAGUCAGCCACCACCACCGUAUCUGAUUUACUGCCCAAACUGUCAGAGAUAACAGGUGUGAGUCCGUCAGCAGUGGUGAACUCGACAUCCUCAUCCACUGAAGACCUUUAUCAGGACACAUCGAGCAUACCAGACAUCCUGAAGGUGGAAAAACUGCCCUUCAUGCAUCCCCUUGAAACCUUUUUCGGGAUCACCGUGGAAAGUCUCCUGGCAGACUGCAGCUUACUGGACUCUUUAGGAGAAUUCAGUUUGCAGUCGUCUGAGCUCGCUGGAAUUGUUGUGGAACAUGUUUUUCAUCGGGUCAACAUGGUGAUGCAUAACAAUAUACUGAAAAUCAACUUGGCAUCAUCGUCAUGCUUCCUUUAUCUCAGCCCUGAUGAGUCCUGCUGUGCUAUUGGAGAGUUGCUGAUCAAUGGAGUCAUCCAAAAGCUCCGUUAUUUACAUCACUACAUCACUCCAACAGCGGCCGCAACAGCAAUCGGCACCGUUCUUGUUUCAAUUCAGGACCAACUUCCAACUGCCCAUAGACAGAGUCUAUCGGUGGAGGUCACAAGCAAUGUGAUCGAAUACAUAACAGAGGAUGUCAUUCGUUGUUGGUUAAAGAAUCCCAUUGAGGGGUCAAAAAUUUGGAAAAGUGAACACGUCCCUGUUCUGAGGCCAACAUUUCAGUCCACUGAUUGUGGAUUGUUGUUCCUGCUGGCGUCAGAUCAACAGUCAUGCAAGCCUGAAGCAAAAACAACCACUUUAUUUGACUCCCUGAUGACCGAUCUUUGCAAGUUGAAGUGCAGCAAUCACUUCACUGGCAAUAGUAACGAUUCCGCAGUUUCAGAUCGUCUGCAUCAGAGACUUGCAGAUUUAAUGAACUGCAUUAUCAGGCGCGAGACGCUCCUGCAGGUCAGACUGACCACGAAAGAGUUUCUUCGAUAUUUCGUGGAGGAGCUCGUGCACAGGCUCUUUGUGUCCUCUACUUUUCCAUGUCCUUCAAAUCAGCCUGAAAAAACUCCACUGAUGCCCUUCAUCAUAAAAGAAGCGGACUCCGGUCUGACGGUGGUGGAUCACUUGACAGAUCUGGUGGUCAGUCAAGUAUUUGAGCUGCUGGCGAAGAAAUAUCCAGUGAGCGAACCUGAACCGAAAACCAGAGAUGUGUCAGUUCAGGAGGAUCCACCAAAGCUGACCUUCAGGGAGAAGCUAAUGAACAUGAAGACAAACAUCCUUAAAAAGGUAAGCCCUUUCAAGUCCAAAAAGGGCAGCAAGAAGAAGGAAAAGGCUGAAGCAACAGCAGAGUCACAAAAACCCCAAAAGAAGAAGUCCCUUUUUGGGUUGACACUUUUCUUCUCUGUGAAAGUGAAUCGUAAAUGA
This is a messenger RNA of Danio aesculapii, 1662 nucleotides long. RefSeq lists its product as uncharacterized. The record is from RefSeq and is a predicted model, not a curated record. Bases 1 to 1662 code for a protein of 553 amino acids. Lineage: Eukaryota; Metazoa; Chordata; Actinopteri; Cypriniformes; Danionidae. The transcript has 4 exons.